AUGUCGGCCGGAUUCUCCAAGUGCGCCAAAAUCCGCCACAUUGUAAGGCUCCGCCAAAUGCUGCGGCGGUGGAGGAACAAAGCCAGGGUGUCCUCUGCCAGCAGCAGCAAGCAAAUCCCCUCCGACGUCCCUUCCGGCCACAUUGCCGUCUGCGUCGGCUCCAGCUGCCGGAGAUUCGUGGUCCGGGCCACUUACCUGAACCACCCGGUUUUCGUCAAGCUCCUGACCCAAGCCGAAGAAGAGUACGGGUUCUCCAACCAGGGUCCCCUGACCAUCCCCUGCGACGAGUCGGUUUUCGAGGAAGCCAUCCGGUCCAUCUCCCGAUCCGACGGGUCGAACCGGUUGGAGGAUCUCAAGUCGAUGAAUUGCAACCCGAUUCGACGGAAGCCGUCCGAAUUGUGGACCGAGUCCCGGCCUCUGCUCGCCGAGAAACCAACAAUCUGGUGA
Molecule: messenger RNA, 447 nt
Organism: Linum tenue
Lineage: Eukaryota; Viridiplantae; Streptophyta; Magnoliopsida; Malpighiales; Linaceae
Source: the annotation of a GenBank genome assembly